GUUCAGUCGCAACAGACUGCCUGCCAAUAGCCUGCCUGUUGAUAGCCCCUGGGGCUGGGCAGGCAAACUCUGUCUGCAAGGCCCAAAGGAUAUACGCUACCUUAUUACGGUUGUUGCCGAUGGUCUCACACGGGUCUCUUUGCAAUUCUCAGAGAUUACAAGUGACACUGCGUCGUUUGCUGCAGCCUCCUCAGAUUGUCCUAGUGCAGCUGUCUGGUGCGCCAACAAACAUUGGGGACCACGAGGAGACGCCCACUAGUGCAAGCAGCAUUCUCGUAGCUGUAGCUCUUGGGAUAUUAAGUUCCAUUGAGACACCGAGUUGCCGACUCCUUGUUACAUCUCCUCUUUGGUGUUUCCCUAUUGGUGGCGCCUAUCUUUUGCCCAACCUGUCUCCUGUCCCCUAUCCAGCGCAUAUGGUAAUAAAGCGUCUUGUCCGAUCACUCGCAGCCCUCAAAAUGGCGCCAGUUCAACAUCCGCGCUUUCGAAAGGUGCAGAGCUUCAAGACUGACUAUGCUCCCACUACCAUAACUCAGUAUGAGUCGGAGCGCAGUGGCAUGCAGGUCAUCGUGGCCGACAGGGAAGGGCCCAAGAUCAACGGCUACUUCACCUUGGCCACCGAGAUAUUCGAUGACUCCGGAGCCCCACACACCCUUGAGCACCUUGUCUUCAUGGGCUCCAGGAGCUACCAGUAUAAGGGCCUCCUAGACAAGUUGGCGUCAAGGGCGUACUCCAGCACAAAUGCCUGGACAGCUGUUGACCAUACGGCAUACACCCUGGAGACCGCAGGCUGGGACGGCUUCGCCCAGAUCCUGCCCGUCUAUCUGGAGCACGUCAUCCUCCCCAACAUCACAGAUGAGGCCUGUAUCACCGAGGUCCAUCAUGUGGAUGGCGAUGGCAAUGACGCAGGCGUGGUCUAUUCUGAGAUGCAGGCCUUGCAAUACAGCAUGACCGAGCUGAUGGAUCUCCGCGCACGGCGGCUCCUCUACCCCGAGAAUGUCGGGUUCCGUUACGAGACUGGUGGCAUGAUGGAAGCUCUUCGUGCAUUGACGCCCGAGCGGAUUCGCGAAUUUCACAAGGAGAUGUACCAGCCUCGGAAUCUAGCCGUUAUCAUAGUCGGAGAGACGAAUCAUGAAAACUUGCUUCAGAUCCUGGACGAAUUCGAGGAGAGCAUAAAAGACUCUAUACCUCCACUGGAUUCCCCAUUCAGACGCCCUUGGAUAGACUCUCCCCAGCCACCACCCAUAAAGGAGACCAUCGUCGAGACGGUUGAGUUCCCCGAGGAGGACGAGUCAACAGGCGACAUUGCCAUUGCUUUCUUCGGACCCAACUGCACCAACUUGAUUGAAACAUCUGCUCUGAACAUACUUAUGACUUACCUUUGCGGCUCGUCGGUCUCAGUUCUAGAGAACAUCAUGGUGGAGAAGGAGGAGCUCGCUAGCUCUGUCUCAUACUGGUGGGACAGCAGGCCCAACACUACCAUAUGGUUCCAGCCCACAGGCGUUGCAACCGAGAAGCUCGAGUUCGUGGAAAAGAGGCUGCACGAGCUGCUGAAGGAGGUUGCGUCUAAACCACUUGAUAUGACCUACAUGAAAGAGUGCAUCAACCGAGAGGAGAGACUCGUCAAAUUCCAGGCGGAGAGUUCUGAGCAGUUCUACUCGAACAAUAUCAUCACUGACUAUCUGUUCGGUAAGCGGGACGGUUCAACCCUCAACGAGCUGCGCACACUGCAGGAGUACGAAGUCCUGGGUCAAUGGACAGAGGAACAGUGGAAGACAUUCCUUAGAAAGUGGCUCGUCGAUGUCCACCAUAUCUCUACACUUGGCAAACCCUCAAUGGCUCUGGCGACCAAGUUGAAGCAGGCAGAAGAGGAUCGCGUUGCAAAGAGGAAAGAGGAACUAGGGCCCGAAGGAUUGAAGAAGCUCGGAGAGAGAGUCGAAGCAGCCAAGGCAAAGAACGACGUCGUGAUUCCCGGAUCCUUCAUCGACCAGUGGCCAGUUCCAGGAACCGAAUCCAUCCACUUCAUCGAAUCGAGCACUGCCAGGUCUGGGAGGGCAAAAGACAUCGGCCUGAGCAACAAUUCGGCCCAAAAAGCGAUUGACGCUGCCAAGCCAGGGUUGCCGCUGUUUAUCCAAUUUGAAGACGUGCCGAGCAACUUCGUCAACAUCUCAGUCCACAUCGGGACGUCCCAGGUACCGGUGGAGCUUAAGCCACUUCUUUCCAUCUUCAUUGACAACUUCUUCAACACGCCAAUCAACCGCGACGGCAAGCUGAUCGACUUUGAGGAUGUGGUGAUGGAGCUUGAGAAGGAUACGAUCAGCUAUACCCUUAAUGGCGGGGGCAAGAUCUACGAUCCCGAGAGCAUGCUGAUCAGUCUCCAGCUUGAGCCAGAGAAAUACACAACCAUCAUUGAAUGGAUCCGAACUCUCAUGUUCGACAGCGUCUUCGACAUCAGGAGGAUCAAGGCAUGUAUAUCAAAGGCAUUGGCAGACAUCCCCGAAGCCAAGCGAGACGGGAGGGCCAUGUCUCUUGAAGUCGACUGGGCAGUGCAUAUUAAGAAAGAGUGGUACCCAAUGACGAAGAGGACGCUUGUCAGAGCCGUCUAUCUCCGCCGGCUGAAGAAGCUACUGCAGAAGGAGCCCCAGAAGGUCCUGGACAUGUUCGAGCAGCUCCGCAAGCUCCUGUUCUCCUUCCACAACGUCCGGGUCCUGGUCAUUUCCGACAUCGCCAAGCUCAGCGAGCCCGUACAGUCCUGGGAUGUUCUCACCAAGUCGUUCGGCAGCGACGGGGCGGGCAAGGACCUGCAGCCCAUCAUCAAGACGCACACCAUGCUCAACGAGGAGGGCCAGGCGCCCGGCAACACCGGCGCCGUGAUCAUCCCCAUGACCACCCUCGACACAUCCUACAGCGUCAGCACGACCAAGGGCCUCACCUCGUACGAGGACCCGCGCAUCCCCGCCAUGCUCGUCGCCAUAGGGUACCUCGAGGCGGUCGAGGGCCCGCUCUGGAACGCGGUGCGCGGCAGCGGGCUCGCGUACGGGACGCACUUCAGCCGCGAGAUGGACUGGGGCUUCCUGCAGUACCGCGUGUACCGGUCCCCGGACUCGAGCAAGGCCAUCGACACGUCGCGCGAGACGGUCGCCAGGAUCGCGUCGGGCGAGGUCCCGCUGGACAAGCACCUGGUCGAGGGCGCCGUCAGCAGCAUCGUCUCCAGCUUUGCCGACGAGCAGGCCACCAUGUCGUACGCGGCGCAGCAGAACUACAUCCUCGGCGUGGUCAGGGGCCUCGACCCGGCCUGGACAAAGAAGAUCCUCGCGCAGGUGCGCAACGUGACGGGCGACGAGAUCAGGGAGGUCAUGGCCGAGCUGAUCCUGCCUGUCUUCCAGCCUGGCAAGAGCAACGUUGUCGUGACUUGCGCGCCAAUAAUGCAAGAGAACAUGGACAAGGCAUUCAAGAACAUGGGAUAUAAGACUCAAGUCCGGUCCCUUUCGGACUUCUACGACGCCUACGGUCUAGAGGGAGACGACGAGGAUGGCAAAGAGGACCCCGAAGACGAUGAAGAAGAGGAGGCUUCGGACUCAGACGAGGAUAUGUCCGAGGACGGGUCUGGUUCUGAAGACGAAGACGACGAGGAGUGAAGUAUAGGAGCCCCCUUAUCCAGCCGGCUCCUCCCACAGCAAGAGCGAUGAUUGCUCUCCACGAGGGCUCUCCCACCCUUGCAACCCAAGACGUCGUACAUAGACACUGUUAAUAGACGUGUGUAGUAAACCGACUGACCGAAAUGGAUUUGGCUGUCCCGCAUCCAGUAUGUCGUAGUCGUAAUCGUAGUCCACCUGCCCGCUAAGUCGUUAGUACGCCUAGUAUGUAAUGCACACGUAGCCUUCCUCCUGCGAUUGCCUGCCCCCUUAUUGUCGCCUCAAACCCAUCCACCCUGCCACCCCGUCACCAGCAUGCCAGUCGACGACCAAACCGCUUGUGUCUUGACGCAGCGAAUUCCGCGCCGGGGGUGCCCCCAGGACUUUGACAAUAAAGCCCACAUGGACGUUGUCAAGGGAACGUUGAACAACACCCCGCGAGAUCACCGUACCAGAAAAAAAAAGCAUAACAUCACGUCUCGCGCACACCGUGCGCCACGUCCCAUAUCUUAUCCCCUCCUCCCCCUUCUGGGAAAGACGGCCGGGAAAGCUUUGACCAGGCCGUCUGGCUGGCAGGCUAGAAGGGUGUGAAACAGCCCAUGCUAGACGACACAUCCCGUUCUGGCACCUGCGAUCUGCAAGCAAAGACGGCGCAUCAUGCCCGGGGAGCGGGCCAAGGACAAGUUCCUGCGACAGGACCCUGGGGGUUGCAUUUCUGCCGCGGCCCUGUGUCCUAAAGUUCG
Messenger RNA from Diaporthe batatas, 4375 nucleotides. RefSeq lists its product as uncharacterized. The transcript has 4 exons. Gene Ontology annotation, molecular function: metal ion binding. The record is from RefSeq and is a predicted model, not a curated record. The coding region runs from base 120 to 3635 and encodes 1171 amino acids. NCBI's taxonomy places the organism in Eukaryota, Fungi, Ascomycota, Sordariomycetes, Diaporthales, Diaporthaceae.